This is a messenger RNA of Dentiscutata erythropus, 203 nucleotides long. Lineage: Eukaryota; Fungi; Glomeromycota; Glomeromycetes; Diversisporales; Gigasporaceae. The record is from the annotation of a GenBank genome assembly.
UUCGUAAAAAUGAAAACCGGGAGGAAUUUUAUAAAAAAAUCGUUGUUGAAACUAUUAAAUCGGAGAGGAAUAUCAAAAAGGUUGAAGUUUUAAACUUUUUGGAGCAAAUUAUUGGAAAUAAAAGUAAAUCUAUUUUCAUGGAUGCGAUGAAAAUAAUCAGAGGAAAAGUCCAUCUUAUUCUAUUGGCGGGACAAAUGCCAUAG